This is a messenger RNA of Lasiodiplodia theobromae, 1344 nucleotides long. RefSeq lists its product as uncharacterized. NCBI's taxonomy places the organism in Eukaryota, Fungi, Ascomycota, Dothideomycetes, Botryosphaeriales, Botryosphaeriaceae. The transcript is spliced from 6 exons. Bases 1 to 1344 code for a protein of 447 amino acids. The record is from RefSeq and is a predicted model, not a curated record.
AUGCGCCACAGCAACACCGGUCCUGUUGCAUCCGUCCGGCAGUUCUGGAAGAACCUUGAGGGACUGAAAGGCAUCAAGGUGUUUCUUAUCGUCGCUUUUCUCGCGCUCUCCUCCCUUGUGUCGCAGUUCACGUCUACGCUCCUUCUGUGGGACGUACGCACCAGAGAAGUGCGUGGAUUCCCCUCGACCAACGAGACAAGAGUGGGAUUUUCUCUGCAGGAUUACGUUGACGCUUUCCCUGCAUCCCUCUCAAAGGAUCACGACCACUGGGCCUCGGCACCGCGUGGUUUCGCACCAGUUGCCGAAUGGGCGGAAAGACCAUCUUCUCUUCCGGACUCCGUAGCGGAUACGGGACCGACCGCUCGGGCACUGCUACCGUUGGAUCUACAGAACUUGCCUGUUGCGAGUUACGAAGGAACUGCCGCCUUGUUUGAUGCUCGGGUUGCGACCCGCGGACUGAACGAGGUGCCGGUACCACAAGAUUGGCAGGAACAAUCAGAGCUUAAUGUCUCGGAACAUGAAAGAGGCACUUGGCUUGAGUACACACCCCGUAACUCGAAUGACUACUCCAUCACUGUUUCAUUAUGCUUCGAUGCCAUGUACCAUUUCCUUCCAUCCGAACGGCUCUACCAUGCUCAAGACUUCCCCAUCAAGGCUCACAAAAAGGAACUGGACAAGUUUAGAGAUCUAAUUCCUACAUGGGACUUCAACCGUGAAAGCACCGACUGGCAUGGUCUAAAAAUGAAUCUCUCAAGCUCGUUCGAUUUGAAGACCAUAACUUCCGAUUUCCUCAACAGCUUGGUAUGGAACCCAAUAGUCGGUCCAGGAGCGCAGAAAGCCUCUUCUACGGAACCACCUUGGAUGGUCUACUUCUGCGAUACCUGCAACCAGACAACUACUUCCCUGGAUCAGGGCUGGACUGCACUUGUAAACGAUGUCCUUCAUGAUACGGACGACCCCGCCCUUGCCUGGCAGGCCCUCACCACUUCCUUGAUGAGCGCAGCCUACCACGAUUGGCUUCACAUCUUCACCCGCUCCGAGCCCGUGUCGACCAGCCUGAUCAUGUCGAGGCAGGUGCCCUCAUUCUCCACAGGAUUUCUCAUCGUCGUGGCGAACCUCCUGCUGCACUUGUUCUUGUUCGCAGCCGCGUUGCUCGUGGCGCCGGAGACGGAGAUGAUAUUGGAAAGAGGCACGAAUGCUAAUGACGAGGACGUGCAACGUUGGAUACGCACUUCUGGGAGGGAGACGGUGAGGUUCGGGGUUCAAAUAGUGCCAGAGAUGGACAGAGUUUGUGUCGCACAGGUAGUUACUGAUGCCGGAGGUCUUGAGGUUCGGGACGAGUAA